AUAAACACAUAUGUCAAAUGAAAUGGGGAUCUAUAAGAUAGCCAAUGACUGCCAUAUGAGAGCUUUCAUCCGGUUCACAAUUUAUAUGCGUUUUGUGACAGCUCGUCCUGUCGUGUAAGAUAACGUUUUCGGUUUUUGUUCUGUGUUUUCAACGGAUUUGGCGGUUAGAUAAACAAGGUUAUAGCUCUACAAUGUCACUUUUUUAAUUUUUCCGUUAUUUACAAUGUAUGUGGAAGAUUUGAAAAAAGAUUUUUAUGAGUUUUUAGCAGGAAAGAGAGUAUUCCUUGUGGUACACUACGACAUAGACAGCAUAUGUGCCUGUAAAAUCCUUCAGUCCCUUUUGAGGUACAAGCAUGUGUCCUAUUCUCUAGCAGUUGUAAGGGGUUUGGAGGACCUCAAAACAGCGUAUCAUGAAAACUGUGCUGAUGUUAAGUACUAUAUUUUAUUGAACUGUGGUGGGACGCUUGAUGUUAUCGAAGAACUUGAGGCAGAUGAAGAUGUGACAUUUUUUAUCUUGGACAGUCAUAGACCAACAGACUUAUGUAAUAUUUAUAGUAAUGGUCAAGUGAAACUGUUGUCCUUACCAGACGAAGAUGUUGGGGUUCCACAUUUUCAUGAUAUAUUCAGGGAAGAGUCUGAUGAAGAAGAAGAAGAUGAAAACGAUUCAGAAGGCAGUGGCAGUGAAGAUAGAGCUUCUAAAAGAAGAAGGUUAGAUGAAGAAAGUAUAAUGAAAAGGAGAGAGCGAAGACUUUGGGAAGAAAAUCGCGAUAAACUUGUAUUUGACUAUUCCCAGUUUACAUACUAUGCAAGGGCGACAUCCAAUAACAUUUAGAGGUCUACUUAUAUAUACUUUAUUUUACUUUGAAAAAUGCAGCCAAAAUGCCAAACAACAAUUAGAAAAAGCUGUAACAUAGGUUUGAAUUUUGAUGCAAUUCUUGUACUUGAAUGCAGAGUGCUAUCCGACUGUUCGAGCUCGCCUGGCAGCUAAACAAAGAAGACAAAGACCUACUGUGGUUAGCAAUAGUCGCCCUGACAGAACAGAUGCUGUUCGGCAAAAUCGAGAACACCCAGUAUACGCUGGAAAUCGGACCCCUCCAAGCGCAUGCCAACAGGCUGCAAAAUAUGACGAAUGACACUGACGUACUUACAUCACUGAAAAUCGCCUUUGAGAAGGACCUUAGGCUGGCGCUGUACAGACAUUGGUCGGUGGAGGACAGUCUGAAGUAUUCCAUGUUCACUGCUGUCAAGAUGAAACUGUGGUCCUUGAGGGGGGACAAGAAGCUGCACGAAUUGUUGGCCGAUAUGGGUUUUCCAUUGAUUCAAAGCCGACAAGCCUUCAAAAGUAUGGAUCUACAAUUGAGAAAAGAGUUUCAUGAAGUGCUGGAGAAGCUUUCUGAGAAAUAUGGUUUACAGGAUCUUGUUUAUGCAUCCUUCACAUUGCAGUAUGGAUACAGGAACAAAUAUUGCGCUGCAGAUAUAGUUUAUGCAUUACUUGCCAUAUUAGAAGCAUCACCUAGAGAUAAGAAGCCAGAGGAGCUGUUCAAUUUGGCCUUGGAUUGUUUAUCACGAAGCAAAAAGGAGGUUUUGGAUAGUGCAAUUGAAAGGGCAAAAAUAAUAGUGAAGACCUUGUUCAAGACUGCCCAAAGUGCCUUAGAUCUGAAGCAGAUAAUCACAGCUGGACCUUUUGUCUAUUACAUCAUACAAGAGGGUUGUUUGGAUUGGUAUAUGUUCUCUCAUCUUCAGAUACUUUUGCUGCUGGCCCAUUUUAUACUGAGAGCAUAUGUAGCAGUAUCUCGAAACAGAAAGGCCCCAUCACUUCCACUUGUGGUAUCUGCUCCAAAAAGCAUGGAUGCUGGCACCUGCAUAAUUCUUGGGAUACCACCACUUUGUGAAAACUCGCCGAAAAAUUUUUUUGGGAAGGCGUUUGAACAAGCUGCUGAAAGAAUUAACUGUGAUUCCAAAUGUGACUAUUUUGAUACCUCAUAUUUUGAAAUUCAUACCAAGGACCGGACUCGGUUUUUUGAUGCUCUGACUGCGUUACUGAGCUGAUGGACAUACCUAUUUUAGUACAAAAUAAUUGUAAAUAUGGUGUAGAUGCAGUAUUAUUUAUUUUUGUAAAUAUUUUUUUACCUGUAAUUCUUAAGUGUAAUAUUGUGAAAAAUUAUCAUAAACAAGUUUGGAAGUU
This is a messenger RNA of Acanthoscelides obtectus, 2185 nucleotides long. The record is from the annotation of a GenBank genome assembly. Lineage: Eukaryota; Metazoa; Arthropoda; Insecta; Coleoptera; Chrysomelidae.